AUGUGGGCUGUCGGGGCCGCUGAGCAGGGCUGGGCUUUGUUUUUUUUCGACCCCCUCGCAGGCACUCUAGGUGGACCUGGAUCUAGGGCUCCAGGCAGUGGCCCGCAAGCUAAUUGGAGAUUGCUGGCAUCCCGCAAGACAGGGAAUACGAGAGAAGCCGAUUAUUUCUCUUUAUUCAGAAGCAUAAAGUUGUUUGCUGAUUGCAAGAAGAUGUUUCUUUGGCUCUUUCUGAUUUUGUCAGCCCUGAUUUCUUCGACAAAUGCAGAUUCUGACAUAUCGGUGGAAAUUUGCAAUGUGUGUUCCUGCGUGUCAGUUGAGAAUGUGCUGUAUGUCAACUGUGAGAAGGUUUCAGUCUACAGGCCAAAUCAGCUGAAACCCCCUUGGUCCAAUUUUUAUCACCUCAAUUUCCAAAACAAUUUUUUAAAUAUCCUCUACCCAAACACAUUCUUGAAUUUUUCACACGCAGUGUCCCUGCAGCUGGGAAAUAACAAACUGCAGAACAUUGAGGGAGGAGCCUUCCUUGGGCUCAGUGCAUUAAAGCAGUUGCACUUGAACAACAAUGAAUUAAAGAUUCUCCGGGCUGACACUUUCCUUGGCAUUGAGAACUUGGAGUAUCUCCAGGCUGACUACAAUUUAAUCAAGUAUAUUGAACGGGGAGCCUUCAAUAAGCUCCACAAACUGAAAGUUCUCAUUCUUAAUGACAAUCUGAUUUCCUUCCUUCCUGAUAAUAUUUUCCGAUUUGCAUCUUUGACUCAUCUGGAUAUCCGAGGGAACAGAAUCCAGAAGCUCCCCUAUAUUGGAGUUCUGGAACACAUAGGCCGUGUGGUCGAAUUGCAACUGGAAGAUAACCCUUGGAACUGUAGCUGUGAUCUAUUGCCUUUAAAAGCUUGGCUGGAGAAUAUGCCAUAUAACAUUUACAUAGGUGAAGCUAUCUGUGAAACGCCCAGUGACUUAUACGGAAGACUUCUAAAAGAAACCAACAAGCAGGAAUUAUGCCCCAUGGGCACAGGCAGUGAUUUUGACGUGCGAAUCCUGCCUCCGUCUCAGCUGGAAAAUGGCUACACCACCCCGAACGGUCAUACCACCCAAACAUCUUUACACAGGUUAGUGACCAAAGCGCCAAAAACAACAAAUCCGUCCAAGAUCUCUGGAAUCGUGGCCGGCAAAGCCCUCUCUAACCGCAAUCUCAGCCAGAUCGUGUCCUACCAAACCAGGGUGCCUCCUCUUACACCCUGCCCGGCACCUUGCUUCUGCAAAACCCACCCUUCCGAUCUGGGACUGAGUGUCAACUGCCAAGAGAAAAACAUCCAGUCCAUGUCAGAGCUGAUACCGAAACCGUUAAAUGCCAAGAAGUUGCAUGUCAAUGGCAACAGCAUCAAAGACGUGGACAUCUCUGAUUUCACCGAGUUCGAGGGACUGGAUCUACUCCACUUAGGCAGCAAUCAGAUUACCGCAAUCAAGGCUGACGUAUUCCGAAACCUCACAAAUUUACGCCGGCUUUAUCUCAACGGCAAUCAGAUCGAGAGACUCUAUCCCGAGAUCUUUUCAGGCCUUCAUAACCUGCAGUAUUUAUAUUUGGAAUACAACUUAAUCAAGGAAAUCUUAGCGGGCACCUUUGACUCAAUGCCAAACUUGCAGCUGUUGUACUUAAACAAUAAUCUCUUAAAGAGCCUGCCCGUGUACAUUUUCUCGGGAGCACCCCUCGCUAGAUUGAACCUGAGGAACAACAAGUUUAUGUAUCUGCCUGUCAGUGGUGUCCUGGAUCAGCUUCAGGCUCUUACUCAGAUUGACCUGGAGGGCAACCCGUGGGACUGCACUUGUGACUUGGUGGCAUUAAAGCUGUGGCUGGAGAAGCUGAACGAUGGGAUUGUAAUGAAAGAACUGAAGUGCGAGACACCUGUGCAGUUUGCCAACAUCGAAUUGAAGUCCCUCAAAAACGAAAUCUUGUGUCCCAAGCUCUUAAACAAGCCAUCAUCGCCAUUCACGAGCCCUGCACCUGCCAUUACUUUCACUACCCCGCUGGGGCCCAUUCGAAGUCCUCCUGGUGGUCCAGUGCCUCUGUCCAUUUUGAUCCUAAGCAUCUUAGUGGUCCUCAUCUUAACUGUGUUUGUAGCUUUUUGCCUUCUUGUUUUUGUGCUGAGACGAAACAAGAAACCCACAGUGAAGCACGAAGGCCUGGGGAACCCCGAGUGCGGUUCCAUGCAGCUGCAGCUGAGAAAACAUGACCACAAAACCAACAAAAAAGACGGCCUGGGCACGGAAGCGUUCAUUCCACAAACCAUAGAGCAGAUGAGCAAGAGCCACACCUGCGGCCUGAAAGAAUCUGAAACCGGGUUCAUGUUUUCUGAUCCCCCAGGCCAGAAAGUCAUGAUGAGAAAUGUCGCUGACAAGGAAAAAGAUGUAUUGCACGUGGAUACCAGGAAGAGACUAAGCACCAUUGAUGAGCUGGAUGAAUUAUUCCCGAGCAGGGAUUCCAAUGUGUUUAUUCAGAAUUUUCUCGAAAGCAAAAAGGAGUACAAUAGCAUAGGCGUCAGUGGCUUCGAGAUCCGCUAUCCGGAGAAACAAGACAAAAAAAACAAGAAGUCACUGAUAGGCGGCAACCACAGUAAAAUAGUCGUGGAGCAAAGGAAGAGCAGUGAGUACUUUGAACUGAAGGCAAAACUCCAGAGUUCCCCCGACUACCUACAGGUCCUUGAAGAGCAGACAGCUUUGAAUAAGAUCUAG
Molecule: messenger RNA, 2724 nt
Organism: Budorcas taxicolor (takin)
Lineage: Eukaryota; Metazoa; Chordata; Mammalia; Artiodactyla; Bovidae
Gene: SLITRK4
Product: SLIT and NTRK like family member 4
Exons: 2
Coding region: 1-2724 (907 amino acids)
Biological process (GO): axonogenesis; regulation of presynapse assembly; positive regulation of synapse assembly
Cellular component (GO): membrane; glutamatergic synapse
Molecular function (GO): protein binding
Source: RefSeq, a predicted model, not a curated record